CUUCCUGCUUACAACUCCGACUCCAAUACAGAAUCGGCGUAUGGCCGUCCCGUCUUUGCGCUUCCCGCUCUCUUCAUGGAUGACCAAUAAACUACCUCCCUCCUUCAAAAUCUGUAUAAUCCCAAGAAUACCCUUCACACUAAGAGUGUUCUGCCAUUGCUCUGUCUCACAAUCUCUUCCGCCUUCCACUUCUCCUGCACCGACCGUCUUACCGGAGAAAUGGAUGCCCUUUCGCAAAAAAAAGGUCGUUAUGCGGGUCGGGUAUGUCGGGACCGAUUAUCGAGGUCUCCAAAUGCAGCGAGACGAGCAUUCAUUGUCAACCAUUGAAAAGGAACUGGAGGAUGCCAUAUACAAGGAUAGUAAUUAUGGGGAUUUACACAAAAUUUCAUGGGCAAGGAGUAGCCGAACUGAUAAAGGAGUUCACUCCUUGGCUACGAUGAUAUCCUUGAAAAUGGAAAUCCCUGAAUAUGCAUGGAAGGCAGACCCAUAUGGCACUGAUCUAGCAACACAAAUUAACCAUUAUCUCCCUGAUAAUGUGAGAGUUUUCGGCAUUUUACCUUCACAAGGGAGUUUUGAUCCUCGAAGGGAGUGUAAUUUACGGAAAUAUUCCUACCUCCUUCCUGCUGAAAUUAUUGGAAUCAGAGACCACUUUAGUGCAGCUGAAAUUGAUUAUCAUUGUUCGGAUUUCAACAAUAUAUUAAAGGCCUUUGAGGGGGAACAUCCUUUCCAUAACUAUACAGUAAGGUCCAAGUACCGAGAAAAAUAUCGAAGAGAGACUCCUCGUAACGGUCGCAUGCCAAGAAGGGUAAAUUCAUUCAAGGAGACAUCAACCUGCGAGUCAGAGGAAGGUGAUGGAGAAGAAAUUGGGAUCAAUGGAGAGACUGCAUUGUUCGAUAGUAAAACAAAUCAGAAUUCUUUGUAGCCCUAUGUUUCUGCUGAACAACUAGCAGACCCUUGCCUAGAUAAUGGAGAUAGCUUGAAGGAAAAGAAUUAUGAUAUGGUUGUCCAUGCAAGAUGGCUUCAUGAACCCGAUGAGUUGGACAGGAUAAGUGCUUCCCACUUCAGAACAGUUUUUCGCUGUUCUUGUGGAAAACUGGAAAAAUCACAUGGAUUUGGUUACAUCGAAAUUUCCAUAUGGGGAGAAUCUUUCAUGUUACAUAAGAUCCGCAAAAUGGUUGGAACUGCCGUGGCAGUGAAGCGGAACCUGCUCCCUAAAGGUGUUCUAACAUUGUCACUGGCCAAGUUCUCACGAAUUAUCCUACCACUUGCUCCAUCUGAAGUCUUGGUUUUGAGGGGAAAUAGUUUUUCUUCAAAGAAAAAAUCCGGUGAUUUAACAAGGCCAGAAAUGCUGGCAAUGGUUGAAUCAGAGGAGAUUCUCAGGUCAGUUGAUGAAUUCUACACUUCUCAAAUGCUGCAUCAAGUUUCGAGAUUCUUGGACCCUAUGGAAUCUCCUUGGAAGGAAUGGACACAGAAUUUGGAUGAGAAUACAAGCAUUCCAGAAGCACAGUUGGAUAGAGUCGGGAAUGCUUGGAAACAAUGGAAAGAAAAUUUUCAGAGCAGAACCAAUGCUGCAUCAGUAGAAAACCAAGUAAAUCACUGCACGUUUGGUUAAAUGUUGAAGUUUGAUACAGUGUUUUAAGAACAGGACGUUGACAUGGUCGACUUGGGCAAUCACUACCCGCAGUUGAUUUUUUGUGGUUUGUUGUUAUCUGCUUGGGCAAGGCAGAGAGCCUCUUGCAUCAGUUUUAUUCUGUGUAUCUUGUUUAGGCUGUGAUACAUAUAUUUGAGGGAAGUGACUUCUUCCUUUUUUUUUU
Messenger RNA from Tripterygium wilfordii, 1814 nucleotides. RefSeq names its product putative tRNA pseudouridine synthase. Gene Ontology annotation, biological process: tRNA pseudouridine synthesis; mRNA pseudouridine synthesis. Gene Ontology annotation, cellular component: nucleus. Lineage: Eukaryota; Viridiplantae; Streptophyta; Magnoliopsida; Celastrales; Celastraceae. Gene Ontology annotation, molecular function: pseudouridine synthase activity; RNA binding. The record is from RefSeq and is a predicted model, not a curated record.